This is a messenger RNA of Choloepus didactylus (southern two-toed sloth), 4342 nucleotides long. RefSeq names its product protein Shroom1-like. Gene Ontology annotation, biological process: cell morphogenesis; actin filament bundle assembly. Gene Ontology annotation, cellular component: apical plasma membrane; adherens junction; apical junction complex. Lineage: Eukaryota; Metazoa; Chordata; Mammalia; Pilosa; Megalonychidae. The coding region runs from base 172 to 2931 and encodes 919 amino acids. The record is from RefSeq and is a predicted model, not a curated record. The transcript is spliced from 11 exons. Gene Ontology annotation, molecular function: actin filament binding.
AGGGGAGGGGGGGUGUACCUGGGAAGUCUUCAAGAAGCGGAUGUUUUUGAAAGACUGCUACCCACCUUAGGCUAUGAAAACAGGAUGGGCAAAGGCUUGGAAGUGGGAUCGUGAAAGCUGAAUUCAGGGUUAAGUCUCUCUGGAGACGCCGCGUUUGGACUGGAGCAAUUCAUGAGCCCAGUAAGCCACGGCCCAGAGCGCGGGGAAAUUGAUCCUGGUUGCAGUGAUUCCAGGCAGGGCUCUGCCAUUUACCAGCUUUGUGACCCUGGGCACAUCAUUCUAACCUCCACCCCCUUCAAGAGCAUCCGUGUUCUCAUCCGUAAAACGGAGAUAUCAGUUGAGAGGAUCAAGGACCCACAAAGCCAACUAGCCUCAGCACCCACCACCUCAGCCAUGGAGGCCCUGGGUUCUGGUGGUAACCGCACAUCCCCAGCCUCAUCCACUCACAGCCUUGACCUGCGGCGGCUGUCGACACGCGCUGACUCUGCCUAUAGCUCUUUCUCCACGGUCUCCAACGGUCCUGAGCCUCACACACCAUCGCCCGGGACCGACGCCUCCCCUUACCUAGACUGGGACUAUGUGCGCGUGGUGUGGGGCGGCCCGGGCCCCGCGUCUGCCGCCGUCCACCGCACUUCCCCGCGGCCCUGGCCUGAGUCCACCGCCGGCAGUGGGCCGCGCCCACCAGACGUCCACGUGACUCCAGGGCCGCUCAGCAGACAGGCCACCCCGCUGCUGUACGCCCUGGCGGCCGAGGCCGCAGCACGGGCUGCCGAGCCGCUCAGCCCACCGGCCUCUAGGGCUGCCUACCGCCUGCGGCUACAGGGCGCGCAGCGGCGAGUGCUCCGGGAGACGUCCUUCCAGCGCAAGGAGCUCCGCAUGAGCCUGCCCGCUCGCCUGCGUUCUGCUGCACCGGCACGGCCAGCCGCGGUGCACCCGCGCUCCGCCUCACUCAGCCACCCGGGCGGGGAGGUGGAGGGGACACACUCCGGGCCUUCCACGCAAGGAAUCACCGGCCAGGGUCGCCUCGCUAACCAGCAGCUCAAGUGGUGCUUCUCGGAACCCGGGAAGCUGGAUCGCAUGGGUAGGGGCGCUGGGCCGGCUGGGGAAUGCUCCGGUGAGGCUUGCUUCAGCUCUGGCUUUUCCAGGUCCAAGCCCCAGGAGAUGCAGCAUCAGGCGCUGGCGGGGUUCAAAGGCCAUCAGAUAGGAUGGCGGCCCAGUAUCCAGCCCCCAGGCACAGCCAACCCAGACCCUGGGUCCUUGAAAGUUGGUGAGGCCUACAGGUCUGCCAGUCAGAGCUGGAGUGCUUCAGAUGAUGUCCUGGGCUCCUGGGGAGGUCCAGAAGGGACCAGAUCUAUUGUCCAGGCCAUUCCCCAAGUUGCAGAACCCUCCAGACCAUUUUGUCAGACCAAACUUUCCAGGUUCCUAACUCAGAAGGAGGCUGCAGUGGUAUGUCCUACAGAGGGCCCCCAGAGCAACCCUGCCACCUGUGAGAAGAGAGUCUCAGAAACCUGCAUUGUGCCUACCCGGCUCCCCUCCCUGCCUGAUGAUGAAGUUUUCCUGGAAGAAGACUCCUGUGCCUCUCAGGGGCUCCCAACCAGCACUUGUGCUUCUGACCAGCAUGGAUCUAACCUGGGCCACAGGACAGGUCGGGCUACAAUUCCCAUGGCGAACCCCCUCCAUGAGUGCCCAGAGACUGCAGGAGCAGAUGACUGCUGGCAGGGAGUGAACAGUUCUGUGGGUGUCUCCAGGCCCACAUGCCGCAACCUCCCUGGGGCUGCAAAUGGUGACAUCCCAACCAUGGAUGACCCCACUGGACAACUGAUCACUGACCCCCCUGCAACUACAGAGAGUGAUCCUCUCAAACCUCUCCCAAUUGAAGCCUUGGGACCUCCAAGCAAUGAUUCUCCAGGGCCCCCUAACCACACUGCCCUGGCCUGGGGCACUGGCCAGCCUGGUUCCAGGCCAACGUGGCCCAGUCAGCACCUCGAAGAGCUGGUUCAGGAGCUGGCCAGGCUAGAUCCCUCUCUGAGUGACACCCUUGUCCCCCACCCCAGCCCAGAGCCACACCUGGACCUGCUGGAUGGGCUGAUUCCAUUAGCUGAGGUCCGGGCUACAAUGGGGCCAGCCUUUGGGGGGGCUGGAAAGGAGGCUGCAGUUACUUCUGAGCCACGGUCCUGUCUACUCAGCUCCACCCAUCUUCUGCUAACAUCUCAGGAGGAGACAAGGUCUGAAAACCCUACCCCCUACACUAUGCCUGACCAGCCAAGUGGCCAGGGGUGCCCUGAGCCAAUCAAUAGCAUCCAGGCUAAGAAAAUGGAGCUAGCUGACCUUCUCCAAAAGAUGCUGUGGGAUCUUUAUGCAGAGCAGGAGCAGUUGCGGAAGAUGGCCCAGGUGUGGGCCAGGUGUGAGGAAGCUCUGGAGACCGCUGUGGGCCAAGCCUGUGCACCCCGGGAGCUAGAGCGGUUCAGUCGGUUCAUGGCCAACUUGGAGCGAGUGCUUGGCCUCCUGUUGCUGCUGGGCAGCCGCCUGGCCCGCGUGCACCAGGCCCUGGCAUGGGCAGGCGCAGAUGGUGACCCCGAAGAACGGGCCUCUCUUCUCCAGCGACUCCGGCUCCUGCAGCGGCAGCAGGAGGAUGCCAAGGAGCUGAAGGAGCACGUGGCGCGGCGGGAGCGGGCUCUGCGCAAAGUGCUUGUGCGGGCACUACCAGCUGAGGGGUUGCGCACCUACUGCUCUCUGCUGGCUGGCAAGGCUGUGGUCCUGGCCCAGAAACGCAGCCUGGACGAUCGUGCCCGGCUCCUUCAGGACCAACUUGAUGCCGAUAAUCCUUCCAAGUGUUCUCAUGUGGCCUUACUCAAGUUUUGGGGAUUAUUUGUGACUGUGCAUCACUCCUGCAAAAGCCUCAGUCUGACUGGCCGAGUCCAGUUCUCCUAGGCUGGUUCCUACCCAAGCCUUCAACUUCAGUUGUGGAAGUGGGGGUACUCCCUCCAUUCAAGACUCAAGGGAUAGGGAAUCUCCCAAAUUGAAAAUGGAUUCAUAUGUUUUGCUGCCUAAAAUCCCUGACAAAUGUCCAGUAUACGUGGGCAUUUAGGGGCAUUCAUUCUAAGGUAAAAAGAAUUUUAUUCCUCUUUCAAUUAUGAAUUUUCUCACCUCUCCUUUGGAAACUCCAGUGAUCAGCCAGGCCUAGGGGUGAAAGCUGGAGGUGAGGGAUGGAGACCUGCAAUGUUGGGGAGAGGCAGCUCUAGUUGUGUGCUAGAGAGGCUGAUUUGGGGGUGAGCUGGAGUUGGGAGUAGGAAUUUAGGGGCUGGAGUGGAAUGAAACAUUGGGCACACUCCCCUCCAUUUGUGCACCAGCCCUGUGUCCACAGAUAGAAUCAACAUUAAUUCUCAGGCAUGUGAAAAUCUGUUUCUGUAUCUGUAGCUGCAAACGCCAGGGGCAAAAACAUUGUUCAAGCAAAUGAUUAGUCUAUUUUUGGAACUUGGGUACAUUAAGGCAUGCAUAUGUGUUUUUAAAGCCAACUGACCCCAAAGUGAGAAAUAUCUGCUUCUAGGCUUGUUUUCUGAUGCUUAUUGUCACUAAGUGCAACUGGUUGGGAAUUUUAAAUGGUCGUAUUCAUACCAAAAGCAUUAGUUAUAACAGUCGAGCUUUUGAGCACAGAACAAUGCUCACACUGUGCCUUUUUAUAAAAAACAUAUGGGGCUCCUGCUGAGGCUGCUGUGGGUUCUAACAUUAUGCUUUGCUUCUGUCGUUUGAACACUGUGGGUUGGACCUCCACUCCAAGGUCCUCAGCCUAGUGCCACAGCUCUCUUUGAUAGACGUGCCCUGGAUGGAAUCUACUUGUUUCUGCCUUUUGCUCUGUAUAGUCCCCAUUGCAGUCUUUCAUUGUGAUAUUCUUAGAAACACACUUAAUGUCCUCCACUGAGUCAGUGGAAAUGGCAUAUUUCAGACAAAGCACCCCGGAAGCCAAAGUAUGCCAUUGUCCUGUUAAAUUGCAUUUUGGUUGUGUUGGUUUUCUCCAUAGGGAAAUAUGAGGCUUCUGUGCUUGUCUGACAAGAUCAAGAGAGCCCCAAAAGUAGGGUCACAUCUCCUGUACCCCUGUCCCUCUAUCUUGCCUAUCUCCUUCCUGUUUGUUCCUUACAGUUAUCCCUUCAGAGGGUAAGAAUAAACUCACCAUACAUGUUCAGUACUGGCAUCCCAGGCUGACAGACUUUGCAUACUGCCAAGUCCAUAAAUGCCAACCUCCAGGACACUGCCAGCAGAGGGCACUGCUCCCCUUAUGGUGAAAGCUUCUACCUGUACUUCACUACCGCAGCCUUCCCAACUAGCAAAGCCGGGGCUAGCCACA